Messenger RNA from Closterium sp. Naga37s-1, 1188 nucleotides. The record is from the annotation of a GenBank genome assembly. Lineage: Eukaryota; Viridiplantae; Streptophyta; Zygnematophyceae; Desmidiales; Closteriaceae.
AUGCCACCAAAGAAACAGAAACCGAGCAGAAAGGGGAAGGAAAAGGCCGAUGAUGACAAGCCCUGGGAGGAUCCACCAUACGUUCAGUGGAUGAAAGAAGAGCAAGAGCGUGGUAGAAACCGAGGGAAAAUCAAGCACGAACACGCUCCUCGGCGCGACGGUCCUGGACCAGGUUCAGCGCGGGCUGACGGCGCUGACAGCUCGGACGGAGGGGACACUGACAUCUCGUCCGACGAGCUGGAAGAGAUUGUGUCAUCCAACGGCAGCGAUAGCGACAGCGACAACUCAAAAGCCGCUUCUGGAAGCGACGAAGACGAGUCGGCGUCGGGGCCGGAUGCCUCGGAGGCCGGACCUAGUAAUGGCAAGAGGAAGCGCAGCUCCAAGACUAAGCGCCAGUGGACCGACGAAGAGCUAACGGCAUUGGCCGCGGCGAAAUGGUACACGCGGGAAGAUCUGAAGCAGAUGCGGGGUAAGCAGGGCAACCAGUAUUGGAAGAAGUUGCGCGCGCACAUGAAAAAGAGCGGCACCAAGUGGACGCGCAACAGCACUGCCAUGCAACACGCUUGGAAACGCAUGGAGGCGGAGUACCGUGACACGCUGCGCAACAACGGGACAAGCGGGCGGAAACCGAAGAGAAAGAAGCCCUGGUUUGAGUACGUAUACCUGCUCAAACGCAUCCCUGCAAAUGUCAAGCCUCACGUGGUCGAAGGCGGAGGAGCUGGUGAAACCCACGUCGACCCGCAAGCCCCGCUCCAGCUUGACGCCGAUAUGCCAGAGGGAGGUACCACAACCCCAGUGACCCGUGGUCUGCAACGUGCACCUCGUCGCGCGGUCGCCAUUGAUGCCACGCCCAGCCCCGUUCCGGCAAGGCGUUCACGCGUGAACGAGACGGCAACCAUGGCGGCCGCCAGGGUGAUUUUUGACACGCUGAAUGCGUGCAACGGGCAAGCCAUGAGGCAGCUGAGCGACGCCGUGCAGCUGCUCAUCGCCGCGAUACACAUGGCGGCGGCGAUGUGGCGACCCCCUCCAACACCGCCUCUACCGGCGACGGUACCUGCACCUGCACAACCACCUGCCAUCGCCAACGACGCGGGCAACUUGGUGAAUGCGGCAUUGGUUGAGAGGGAGCUGGCAGAUGCGCCCGAAGAAGAUGAGGGGGCGUCGCCGGAUGACAUGCAUUCUCGCUAG